AUUAUAAGGAUGUUAAGAGAGAUACGUUAGGUAUAGCUCAUAAAGAAAAGUCUGCCGUGUGCUGUAAAAAUGGUUAUGGACCAUUUUUUGGUGAUAUUGAUAUUUAUUUUAUCGGUAAUGGAUGCCAUUCCGCUCCUAAUUCAUAUCCGAACAUCGGUAAACCUAACAAGUUUGUUAUCGAUGAUUAUGAAGUUUUUCAGGAAUUUAUGAUCAAAACGUAUGUUAUAGAGAGGAAGUGA
Molecule: messenger RNA, 239 nt
Organism: Funneliformis geosporum
Lineage: Eukaryota; Fungi; Glomeromycota; Glomeromycetes; Glomerales; Glomeraceae
Source: the annotation of a GenBank genome assembly